AUGCCGGAUCAUUCGCGUAUGCCGAGAAAUUUGUCGUCAACAAAAGUGAGUGAUUUUCCCCGCUGUGAAAUAUCGAUUUUGGUUGAAAAUGAUGUUUUAAGCCAAAAAAUUAUGAAAUUUAAUCCCGAAAAUCAGAUUAUCUUCAGAUUAUCAGUUGUAAAAAGGAAAAAGUAUAUUUUUGUUUGGCGAAUUUCAAAAAUGUAGCUGAUUUCAUAGUGCAAACCUAACAUUUUUGAAAAAAAAGAUAAUUUUUGUCAUUUGUCAUUAGAAAAUUGAGAUUUUCCACCAGAAAUUGUGUUUUACGUGAUUUUUAUGAAAUUUAGCUGAACAGCUGAAAAAUUCCAAAAUUUUCAGUUUUUCGUUAUCCAGAAGCUUAAGAUCUAGAAUGACACGCUUUCAAGUUCAGAGAAAGGAAACACUUUCAAAACCUGAACCUGAAAGUUCAAAUUUUCAGCUAUUUUUGUACCCAGAAGCUUGAAAUAGAACAUUUUCAACUUUUUCUGAGCCGGAGCUUGAAUACUAGUGUUUUAUGCUUCUGGGUCAGAGAAAUUGAAUUUUUCCUGAUUUUUAGAGCUUCUGUUUCUGGAAAUUAAACUUCUUACCUAAAAUCUCUAAUUUCAGAUUCAGAAAUCUAGAAAUCUGAAAUAUCUAGAUUGUUAGUCCUAUCAUCUUUAAACAUGUCAUCUCGAAAUCAGAAGAAAAUCUUCAGAAUUCACCAAAAACACCUAAUUCCCCUUCAUACAUUCUUUCUCCAUUCUCUAAAUCCUCCGCAAAUCUUCAUCAAUAUUUCCAGAUCGCCAAAACUUUAGCCGGCGAAGAAUUGGACGAACAAGAUAUAUUAGAAAUGGACGAAGGUCGAUCGGCUCGCGAAGAAGGACGUUUUGUAUUCGAAUGUGCUUGGGAAGUGGCGAAUAAAGUUGGUGGAAUUUAUACGGUUUUGAGAAGCAAAGCGGAAAUUAGCACUGAAGAAUUGGGCGAUCAAUAUUGUAUGUUUGGACCGAUGAAAGAUGAAAAAUGGCGAUUGGAAGUUGAUCCGAUUGAACCCGAGAAUCGGACGAUUCGAGAAGCGAUGAAGAGAUUUCAGGUGGGCAUUUUUUAUCUCCGAGAGAACUACAAAACUCGAAAAUGUUGUGGAAAAAUUCGGAAAUGAAAUUUUCAGAAAAACAUUUGGGUUACAUGAAAUUUUCCACAUUUCUUCAAUUUUUUUUUCAUUUUCAAAACAAUAUCCAGUUGAAAUCAAAUAGUUCAAACAUUCUACCGAAAUUAUAAAAAUUUUGAAACAGUAAAAAUUUUUCACUGCAAAUUUUUCAAUUUUGUGGCUCGAACAUAGAUUUAUCGCAUGCAUAUUUAAAGUUUCUGGUGUUGUAGGAACUAGAUUAAUUCGAUUUUCGAACCUCAAAAUUGGAAAUUUUUGAAAUUUCAAUGUGAAAAAGGUUCACUGUUUCAAAUUUUUCAUAAGUGUGGUUGGAAAUCGACCGACUUUGAUUAUUUGAGCCGAGUUUAUGGUGGAAACUCUGUGUUUGAUUGAUUUUCAAAUUUUUUACUGUUUCAAGCUUUUAUCAAUUUUGGGUGCGCAUUUGAAAUAUUUGAUUUGAAGACAUCUCUUAAAAUUAAUUACUGAGUUUCGUAUGGCACAUGAAAAUAAUAAAAAUUUGGUAAAGUUCCGGUCAAGACAUCCCAAAUUCUCUGAAUUUAUCAAAUACUUAAAACUUGAAAAUCAGCCAAAUCUAUAAUUUUUCGGAAAAUAUAUAUUUUUGAAUCCGAAACUUCCGCCAAUUUUAAAAUUUCUCAAGUCCAAAAUAUCAACUUUUCUAGGCCGAUGGUUUCCGAUGUAUGUACGGAAGAUGGUUAAUCGAAGGAUAUCCAAAAGUGAUUUUAUUCGAUUUGGGAAGUGGAGCUGUAAAAAUGAAUGAAUGGAAACAAGAAUUGUAUGAUAAAUGCAAAAUUGGAAUACCAUACGAAGAUGUCGAAUCAAAUGAUGCUGUUAUUCUUGGAUUUUUGGUCGCCAUUUUCUUGAAACAUUUUCGAGAAAGUGUUACGAAUUAUCAACCAUUGGUUGCUGCACAUUUUCAUGAAUGGCAAGCUGGUAAGGGAUUUUAAGGGGAAAUUUUGGAGUAGAAUAACUUAUAGUUAUUUUUUAAAAUUCAAAAAAUUCUGGAAUAGAACAUUUUUCACUGAAAAAUUCACCCGAAUCUCAAGAAACUUUCCAAAACCACAUUUUUGCCCCAAAAACCUGAAAACCAUGGUUUUUUUCUAGGAGUCGGUCUUUUGAUGACACGUUUGUGGAAAUUGGAUAUUGCCACAGUUUAUACAACUCAUGCCACACUUUUGGGAAGACAUUUGUGUGCCGGAGGAGCUGAUUUGUAUAAUAAUUUGGCGAAUUUUGAUUUGGAUGCGGAAGCUGGAAAGAGACGGGUUAGUGAAAGCAAAUUCAUCCCAGAACACUUUCGAAAAUUUCUAUUUUCUUCUAGAUUUAUCAUCAAUAUUGUUUGGAACGAGCCGCUUGUCAAGCCGCCCAUGUUUUCACUACAGUAUCCGAAAUCACUGGUCUCGAAGCGGAGAAUUUCCUGUGCCGAAAACCCGAUGUUUUGACACCCAACGGUCUAAAUGUUGUCAAAUUUGCCGCUUUGCACGAAUUCCAAAAUUUGCACGCUCAAAACAAGGAGAAAAUCAACACAUUUAUCCGCGGUCAUUUUCACGGACAUUUGGAUUUUGACCUCGAUCGAACUUUGUAUUUCUUCACCGCCGGAAGAUAUGAAUUCUCGAAUAAAGGAGGAGAUAUGUUUAUUGAGUCGUUGGCUAGAUUGAAUCAUUAUUUGCAAACGACAAGUGAUCCGAGACAUCAGGGAAUUACUGUUGUGGCUUUUAUUAUUUAUCCUGGUAAGUUGGGAUUUUUUGUUGAGAAAAAUUGAGAAACCCCCGACGAAAAAUGACGAACAUCUCUGAUAUUCGAUAAAAACUUAUUGUGAUUCUGAAAUUAUUUUUUGAGAAAAUAUUUUCAUUGAUCAGAAUCGAAUUCUUAUUUUUCAUGAGAUUUCUGAAACAGUGCAAUUUUGAGAAGUACAAAAUUGUUAUUAUUUCGAAUGUCACGUCAUAACUGAUUGAUUUAUUUGAGAAAAACCAAUUUUUUUCAAAAUGUUCAUUUCUGUUUUAUUUGAAACAGUGAACUUAUGCAAAAAAUUUGAAUUGAAUUUUUAUCAAAAAUUGCCCAAGUUUUGAAUGGAUUUAUUACAUUAGAAAAAAAUCCUUAAUUUUUAUUUGUUCAAUUUUUGAAACAGUAGAGUUUAUGAAAAAUAAAAAAUCUGACAUUUUUGUUAAUUUUUCAUAUAUUUCCAUUUCUGAUUUUUUUAAAUGAAUUUUCCACUCGACUUGGACUCACUUAUCAUACUGAAAUUUUACAAUUUUAAUUUCUGCGAUUUUUGAAACAGUCAAAUAUUUCUGAAUUUGACGAUUUUUUCUAUGAAAAUUAUUUUUUUCCAGCUCCGGCCAACUCAUUCAACGUGGAAAGUUUGAAAGGUCAAGCAGUGACAAAACAAUUGAAAGAAGCUGUUGAUCGAAUCAAGGAAAGUAUUGGACAACGCAUUUUUGACACUUGUCUACAAGGACAAUUACCCGAUCCUGAUGAAUUGGUAUCGCCGGCUGAUACUAUUUUGGUUAGCGAUUUUUUGAGGGGUUUUUGGUUGGAAAAAUAGAGAAUUGUGUGAAAAAUAUGGGGACAUUGUGAGGUUAUAAAAUUUCACUGUUUCAAAAAAUGUUGAAUUUUUGAGAAAAAUUCACAAAGUCUAUAAUUUGUGUUGAAUUAAGGGGAAAAUUACCAAAAAAAAAAACAAACAAACAAAAAUGUUUUACUGUUUCAAGAAAUUUUGAUAAUGCGAACCAAAAUUAAACCAACAAUAUGUUUGGCAAAUGUUUUGUUGUAAAAUUCGAAACAAAAAUAGCAAAAAGUUCAAUUCUAGUUUUUCCCGAUCACUCAGAGACUCUACCUACUCAAACUUACUUUUAUUACAGCUAAAAAGAUGUAUGAUGGCAAUGCAAAAAUCGCAACUUCCUCCAAUUUGUACUCAUAACAUGAUUCAAGGAGACGAUCCGGUAUUAAAUGCAUUGAGACGGACCAAUUUGUUGAAUCGACCAGAAGAUCGGGUUAAAGUCGUUUUUCAUCCUGGUAAGUCAGAUUUUAGGGAUUUUUUUUAAACUCGAAAACGAUUUGAGUAGAUGAGAGAUUCUUUUGGAAAUUUUGGAACAGUGGAUUUUUAAAAUGGUUCUAAAUGUUGAUUUUUUUUCCAGAAUUCCUGUCUUCUGUUUCACCAUUGAUUGGUUUGGAUUAUGAGGAUUUUGUUCGCGGAUGUCAUUUGGGUGUUUUCCCGUCUUAUUAUGAACCAUGGGGGUUGGUUUUUUGGGGGGGAAUUUUUUUCAAGAAAAAAAUACGUUUCAAGAAAUAUUAUUUAGUAAAUUUUAUCGGUUGUUGGAAAAUAAUUCACUCGUCUUACUCAGGGAAUCACGGGCGAGAUCUACGCGAUUCGCGGGCGUCCAGCGUUUUGCGGAAACUUCGCGGUGGACAUUUGCGAAUUGCGCAAAUUUAGCGAAGUGACUCGGUCGAAAAUAUUUUGUCGCGAGAUUUCCGCAAAACGCAGAAAAGUUUGCGUUUCGCGUGAAUUUCGCGGGCUGUCACGACAAGAGUGCAGAGAUAUGAAACACGUUUCAGCGAUAUGAGUCGUGCGCGUGGAUGGUCAAGUGGGUAAGAGGAAUGUGUGCGAGGCGGAGAGUGUCGGAUCGAGGCCGGCCGAGUGAGUAUGAUUAAAAGCGAUUAGUUGUGUCUCGCGGCGCCUCUACUUUUUGAUUUUUGAGAGAGAACCGCGAGAUUUCCGCGAUUCGCAGACAGAAAACCGCGAAAUCGCGGCGUGUUCGCGGCGAUUUCGCGGAUUUCUGGGUCCCGCGAAUCGCGGAGAUCUCGCCCGUGAUUCCCUGAGUACUUUAAUCCUCGCAAUUUUCCUUCAAAAAAUAUAUAAUAGUUACUUUUAUUCAAUUUCGAAGUGGAAAAAUUGCAGGAAAAGUCACUGUUUCAAGAAAUAUUGAAUUUUUCUGAUGAUUUUGGGACUUUAUUGUCGUACAUGUUCAAUUCGUUGAUCAAAAAAUUCUGGAAAAUUAUGAAGAUUAUAAAUUUUACCCAGAAAUUUUGAAUUUUGUUCAAAAAAGUUCCAAUCAGCUUUGUAAAAUGUCCUCUGAAAAUUUACAUUUUUUCACUGUUUCAAAUUUUUAAUGUUAAAACUCGGAAUUUUUUUUUGAAAAUCAUUGGAAUUCCACAAUUGACUUGUAAAAAUUAACUGUUUGAGAAAAAUUAAUUUUUUUUCUGGGAAAAAUGUUCUUCUAAAUUUCACUGUUUCAAAAUUUUUAUUUAUUUAUUCAUAUCACAUUUAUUUACACGAAAAUUCGUAGAGAAAAUGAAAAUACAUCUUUAAAUCAAAAUAAAUACAUUAAAAAGGAGAAUUGGGAAAUUACGAUGAUGAAGAUUUGAGAUGGGUGAUUUAGAAUAAUAAGAUGAACUUUCGUACCCGCAAAUGUGCAGAGUUUUUUUGAUAUUCCGAUUUUUCCAAAAUUGUUUCCAAUAAAAAUUUUUAUUUUCUUGCAGCUACACUCCAGCCGAAUGUACAGUAAUGGGAAUUCCGUCAGUCUCAACAAAUUUGUCUGGUUUCGGUUGUUUCAUGCAAGAACAUGUUGAAGAUCCAGAUGAGUAUGGAAUUUAUGUUGUUGAUCGAAGAUAUAAAGAUGCUGAAGAAUCGGUUGUGCAAUUGGCGAAAAUGAUGUGAGUUUUUUUGUGGGUUGAAAAUGAUCGAAAUUUUAAGGAAAUCUAGAUUUGAAAAAUCAUACAAAAAAUUAUAUGAAGUUUUUAAAAUUGGACACCGAUUUUUCUCUGAAAUUGUCUAAUUUCCUCUUCAAAAACUUACUGUUUCUAAAAUUUCUUUAAGACAUUCAAAAGUGGGGGAAUUUUCCGUAAUUUCACGAAACAAGGCUUUGGCCAUUCAUUAAAAAACGCCAAAAUCAGAUACGUUUCAAAAUUUCAUACUUCAUUUUGACAUUGGAAUUUUUGAUGAAUUUUCUGAUCAUACAACAGUAUCAAAAACACUUUGAAAAUGAAAUGAAAAGUGAUUCUUUGAUUUUUUGCCUGAAGUUUUAAGUUUUCAAAAAAAUUUACUGUUUCGAAAAAUUUAUAUUCUUUUUGGACAUUGAGAUUUUUUGAUUUUUUUUUCUUUUUCAACAAAAAAAAACAUUUGCGAGAAACAAAAUUGGUAAAAUAAUUCACUUUGUUAAUUAAAGUAGGGCAAAUUAAAUCAACAUUUGAUGAAAUAGGGAUCUGCCCAAAAAAACCCCAAAAAAAUUUUAUUUCUCAAUUUUUUGCAGGUACGAAUUUUGUGGAAUGUCUCGCCGCCAACGUAUUAUUCUGAGAAAUUCCACCGAACGAUUGUCGGAAUUGUUGGAUUGGAAAAAUUUGGGAGUAUUUUAUAGGUAAGCUUUUUCUUGUUUCCUGCCUGAAAUUAAUUUUGAAAAAUCUCGUCAAUUUUUGCAGAGAAGCUCGUCGUAUGGCUUUGGAACGUCUUCAUCCGGAUAUUGUGAAAAUUAUCAAGGAAAAUGAGGGAAAAGUGAGCGAUUUUGGGGGAAAUGGGAAAUUUGAAUAGAAAUCAGAUUCUGAUUUUAAAAAAACCAGAAAAAUCAGAUUUUCGCAUUACUUUCUGAUGAAAUUGCAGGAACUGUGUAUCUUAAAACGACAUGCAGAGCCUGAAAUAUCGGUUGAUUUCACAGUUUUUUCCAUGAACAUUCCACGUGGUUUUUAUAAAUGUUAGCAUUUUUGUAGUUUAGUUUUUAGUUAAAAUUUUAGGAACAAUUUUUAGGAGGAAUCUGAUAUAUUUAAAUUUAAUGUUUCUCGGAAAGUGUGUUUUCCCCCGAAAAUAAAAUAAUGUUUCAAAUUUUCAAAAAAAAAUUGUAAUCCAAAAAUCUACUGUUUCAAGAUUUUAUUAAUUAUAUGAGAUACUUUGAUUAGUUUAAUACUUUUUUCGGUCCCGUAAUCCAAUAAUUUAUUAGUUCUUUGAAGAUUUGCGAACAUUUUUGUCCAAAAAAUCGUACAAAUUACAUUUUUCAGGUUCCAUCAGCUGCAACUUCUCGUCGUCCAUCAAUUCAUGGAAGUGAUGAAGAAGAUGAGGAUUAA
Caenorhabditis angaria is the source of this 7198-nucleotide messenger RNA. Lineage: Eukaryota; Metazoa; Nematoda; Chromadorea; Rhabditida; Rhabditidae. The record is from the annotation of a GenBank genome assembly.